CAUCUCUAUAGGCUGGGCAAUGGAAUAGUAGAUGAUAUGGGGUCUGCUCCUGAUUGGUUUGGCAUAGAUUGCAUGGACUCGCACAUCCCGUCCGAGGACGAUAUUUUACUCAUCUUUAACGGUCAGACGGGGGGAAGGCUGCUGGAUGUGCCCGCGCCGCUGAGUUACCGUCUGCAGAGGCAGAAAUUCCUCAAGUUAAUCGCAACAGGCGUUGAAAUCCAGGUUGGAUACACCACGCUGUCACCCUGCACGCCGAUUGCAGCACAUGUUUGA
Messenger RNA from Rasamsonia emersonii CBS 393.64, 273 nucleotides. RefSeq lists its product as uncharacterized. Lineage: Eukaryota; Fungi; Ascomycota; Eurotiomycetes; Eurotiales; Trichocomaceae. The record is from RefSeq and is a predicted model, not a curated record. The annotation marks the transcript as partial. The transcript has a single exon.